Messenger RNA from Haemorhous mexicanus (house finch), 1573 nucleotides. RefSeq names its product tumor necrosis factor receptor superfamily member 26-like. The coding region runs from base 49 to 1053 and encodes 334 amino acids. Gene Ontology annotation, biological process: apoptotic process; immune response; TRAIL-activated apoptotic signaling pathway. Lineage: Eukaryota; Metazoa; Chordata; Aves; Passeriformes; Fringillidae. The transcript is spliced from 10 exons. Gene Ontology annotation, cellular component: cell surface; plasma membrane. The record is from RefSeq and is a predicted model, not a curated record. Gene Ontology annotation, molecular function: transmembrane signaling receptor activity; protein binding.
CUCCCGCCGGGAAUAAGAGCGGCGGCAGCGCGGGGCGGGCCCAGAGCGAUGGGCGCCGUCAUGGGAGCCGGGCGAGCGGUGGGGCUGCUGCUGGCUGUGCUGCUGACGAUGCCUAGAGCCCGAGCGAGCUGUGGGGAGAGAGAGUACUUCCAUCAAGGUCUCUGUUGUGUCUUUUGUGAAGCAGGUACCUUUGUUGCUGACCACUGCAAUGCUUCACAUUUGAAAGGAAAAUGUGACCCUUGCAAGGAAGGAAAAGGCUUUACUGCCUAUGCCAACGGCUUGGAGGAAUGCUUGCCUUGCAGACGGUGCAAAGAGGAUCAGAUAACUCUGAGACCCUGUACUCUGACACAGAAUGCUGAGUGCCAGUGCAAACAAGGGUAUUUCUGUGAUGACGAGGGCUGUGAAAUGUGUCGGAGAAUCAGUCAAGAGCAUCCAGACGGGAAUGAAAUCCUGCUGAAUUCCACUGAUACUGCAGAACUAGGCUUAACCAAUCAAGGGAAGGAAGCUCGUGUUUGGGUUAUUCCGGUGCUUCUGUCGGCCGGUUUGGGUUUGCUAGUAGUUGUUGUUGUUGUUGUUAAAAAGCUGAAGUGUGAUAAAGCUGCCUCAACUGUUAAAGAUGUAGAGGGACAUCUGAAGAAAAUAGUGGAAAGUAGUGUGGUUUCUGAGAAGGGCACUGUCCCGUGCAGGAGCUGGAAGUGCUGUAUGACAGCGUGGUUGAGGAGGAUUGCUAAGUCCUCAUUGGCAGCAAAACCUGUCCAGAAUUCUGCUUUUCAGCAGACUGCCCUAUCUAAUGUUCCACAUGGAACUCCAGCAAAUUGUAAGGUACAAGAACCAAGUCAGAUAAUUGUUAAAGAUCUCUCUCUACGUGAACUCAGAGAGACCUUUGAUGUCUUUACAAAGGAAGUACCACCACAACAGUGGAAGCGGCUUAUGGGAACUCUUCUACAGGAAAACAAUAUUGAUAAAAUUAUUUCUAAAUUUCCUAAUAAUAGAGAAGAACAAUCACAUCAGAUGCUUCUCAUCUGGAAAAACAAACUGGGAAAGAAACAAUGAAUUAUUAAUUUACUAGAUGCAUUGAGGCACAUAGAUACCAAGGCUUGUUACAGCAUAUUAAACACUUUAAAAAGUAAUAACAUUAUAAGUAAAGUAGAAGCUGAAGAUUAAUGUUUAUGAAGAACUGCAAAAAUGUUUCUGUGUACAUAUGUGUGUCUUCAGACUUCCUUAAAUGAGGGUGUCAGAAACUGCUGGUAGAAAUGGAGUUGUUAGCCUCCUCAGCUCAUGGAGAGAGCCGGAAGGGAUGUAAUGCCUUUGUUGUUUUCAUGUUUACAUGAACUUCCUACCUCUUGAGUCAUAUAAUAUUAAACACAGGUGCUGGAUGCCCACUUCGGAGCCAGGAGCUCGGGCACCCCUUAGUUUGUGGCAGUGCUGUCCCAGCCUGGGGGCGGGGACCAAGAUUCCGCUGCUGAUUUUGAGUACUGUGAUGCUUUAGUUUCCGAAACCAUUUUGUGUUGUAUCGGACUGCUCAGCACCGCUAUGUUUGAAGCACAGCAAUAAAACCCUGGCUCGGACAGAA